AAACCUUUGGUGGCUUGCCAUUUUGACACUGCAAAGAGCACCCAGUUUUUGCCUGAAGACCUCCAGGGAAGGGAAGCUCACUCACUGUCUCUUGAAGCUAACCACUCCAGCUUCGUGUGGCGUCAAUGGUUAGGAUGUUUUCCUGGUGUGAUGAAAGCAGAUGAAGCCGGAAGAGGCUUCCUCAGGACAGGUUGAAGUCAUUGAAGUAUUCCCAUCACCAGAUGAUCCUGGCAUAUUGGGAAAUUCGGGGGCUUGCCCAUCCAAUCCGUUUGUUGCUGGAAUAUACAGGGACCCCCUAUAAGGAGCUGCUCUAUAACUAUGAAAAAUGUACUGAUUAUGAUAAAAAUGAGUGGGUUAAAGAAAGAUUCGCUCUUGGCCUCGACUUUCCCAAUCUACCCUACCUGAUUGAUGGCAACACCAAGAUCACCCAGAGCAAUGCUAUCUUACGCUACAUUGGACGCAAGCACAAGAUGUGUGGGGAUACCGAGGAAGAGAAAGUGCGGGUGGACGUUUUGGAGAAUCAAGCCAUGGAUUUCCGAAUGCAGCUGGUGAGGGUCUGCCAUGACCCAAACUUUGAAAAUAUGAGACUCAUCUACCUACAGCGCCUACCCACAACUCUACAGCUCUUCUCCCAUUUCCUGGGCACAAGGAAGUGGUUUGCCGGAAAGAAGAUAACUUUUGUGGAUUUCUCCAUGUAUGACGUUCUUGACCUGAACCGCAAGUUUGUGCCCACCUGCCUGGACCCUUUCCCAAACCUUCAGGAAUUCCUCAUUCGGUUCGAGGGCCUAAGGAAGAUCUCGGCUUACAUGAACUCUCCACGCUACCUCCCCAAUCCAAUAUUUCUGAAGAUGGCAAAGUGGGGCACUCAGUAGGACUCAGGAAGGUCCGGAGGCUGGAGGAAUGACUCUGACUCUGCUGAUUCUCAAGAAGUCAGAGGGUCCUUGGACUUCCUCCUGGGAUCUCCCCAAAUCAGAUUUCCCCAGUAAAGUGUAUUGACCACCGCUCUUUCCUCCUUCCUUUCUGUCCCUUCUCUCCUCAGCAUUUUCCCAGGUCCCUGGGUUCUCUAAGGUGCUGGCUCCCCUUUCUUGCCCCUCACCACUUACCUCUCCCCCCAUCCUUCACCCCCCUCCUCAUCUGCAAGGUCCUGCCAGUGUCUCUCCCACUGACUGACCUCUAGUAUCAACCAGGGUCAAGCUGACAAACGGCACUCUUGAAUUUAGUCUUCCUAUCCCUCAACAUUCUCAGUGGAGAACCAAGGGGGGAAGGCACAUGGCCUGGUAGGGAGGCCUACUGGUCUCCUCUAACGCUCCCCCCCCGCCCCUGCUCCCUAGACGAGCAUCCCAGUUCCCUGGGGUAGUCGAUCAGCCCAUCAAUCAACCAGCAAGUGUCUAAUAAGCUCCUACCCUGUGCAUGGCACAGUGCUAAGCUUUGGAGAUACUAAGACAAAAGUGAAAUGGUCCCUGCCCUCAAGGGGCUUAUGUGCCAACAGGUGAGAUAGCACAUGCAAAUAUAAUUAUAUUUGGAAUAAAUACAAGGAAAUCAGAUGCAAAGUAGGUGGGAGAGGGGGAAGAAUCAGAAAAGGCUCUAUGGUGGCAUUUGGAGUUUUUCCCUUGCAAGAAAUGGGAGCGUUUUUGGACCGGGCCAAUGUGGAAAUUUGUUUUGCUUGACUAUGCAUAUUUGUUAUAAGAGUUUUUCUUUUGUGUGUGUGCUGGGGAGACGGGAAGUGAGAGGGAGAGAAUUGCUCGUUGGAAGAUAGAAUAAAAUCUGAUUUAAAAAAGAGCAAAAGUAAGGAGGCCUUCUUGGAGAUAGAGGUAAGGGGAAGGCCAUUCUAGGUGAGGGGAGAAGGGAGAUGGCGUGUGUGAGGAACAGAAAGAAGGCCCAUUUGGCUGGUCAGAGUAAAAAGAAAGCUAGUAUAAGAAAGCUAGAAAGAUAGGUUGGGGCCAAGUUGUGAAGGGCUGGCUUCCCUUGUAGGUUGUGCCUGCUCAGAUGUGCCUCGUCUCUGUUCUAAGUCCUCCUUCCCUCUCAGAUCUGGAUCAGUUUGGUAGGGGGUACAGCAAGGGGGUGGGCAGUGUGGAAGCCCUAGGAGUCCUUAAAAGAGUCCUUAAUUAAGCUCGUGCCUGGAUUGAUGGAUGGAUUUCAAAUAAUAGGAAGCCAUAAGUUGUAGAUGAACUUUGGUUUGUACUCCACACCAGUGGAGGGAGCUGCUCUACUGAGAAUUCCUUCACUUUUGAAAUCCUAGGUCCUUGGCACACUGAUCAUAUCAAGAUAAUUCAUGCAAGGUAGACAAAAUCCAUGAGCACUACCCAAAGCCUACCGGUCGGUCUAUUGCUAUCAAAGUCUUCCUUGAUGUUUUAGAGAAGAAGCAUGGGAUAGGGAGAGUUAGCGUGAUAGAUGUGGAGUCUGGAAGAUGAGUUCAAGCCCCAUCUCUGACACUUGUUAGCUUUGUGAUCAUGCGCUACUAGAGGUGGGGAACCUUCGGCUUCAGUGGCCUUCUAGGCCCUUGGGUGUGGCCUUUUGACUGAAUACGAGUU
Trichosurus vulpecula (common brushtail) is the source of this 2531-nucleotide messenger RNA. RefSeq names its product glutathione S-transferase Mu 1-like. The transcript has 10 exons. Gene Ontology annotation, molecular function: glutathione transferase activity. Bases 222 to 872 code for a protein of 216 amino acids. The record is from RefSeq and is a predicted model, not a curated record. Gene Ontology annotation, biological process: glutathione metabolic process. NCBI's taxonomy places the organism in Eukaryota, Metazoa, Chordata, Mammalia, Diprotodontia, Phalangeridae.